Spea bombifrons (plains spadefoot toad) is the source of this 2450-nucleotide messenger RNA. Its product is annotated as breast cancer anti-estrogen resistance protein 3 homolog. The transcript has 10 exons. NCBI's taxonomy places the organism in Eukaryota, Metazoa, Chordata, Amphibia, Anura, Pelobatidae. Bases 178 to 2157 code for a protein of 659 amino acids. Gene Ontology annotation, biological process: small GTPase-mediated signal transduction; positive regulation of peptidyl-serine phosphorylation. The record is from RefSeq and is a predicted model, not a curated record. Gene Ontology annotation, molecular function: guanyl-nucleotide exchange factor activity; phosphotyrosine residue binding.
GGGGCUGCGGGGCUGGCCCUGCCUCCUCUCGCUGCAUUCCUGGAGGCUCAGGAGGAGAGGCCAGCAGUAGCAGAGGAGGAGGCCGAGCGCCUAUGUGUAACGCACAACCCGACCAUGAAAAGCACUGAGAGCACUGGCAGAUCGGGGGUCCCUGUGUGACCCCACCCAGGCGCAGAGAUGCCGCUUCCCUGCGAGUCCCUGAGGAAGGAGCUGGAGGAAGAGCUGAAGCUGAACAGCGAGGACCUGAGAAGCCACGCGUGGUAUCAUGGACCCCUUUCACGGCAGGAGGCGGAGCGGAUUCUGCGUGACGACGGAGACUUCCUUAUCCGCGAUUCCUUCUCAUCCUUGGGAGACUAUGUGCUGAGCUGCUGCUGGUCCGGGCAGCCCCUGCACUUUAAGAUCAUCGCUGUGACCCUGCGUCCAAAGCGCGGCCGCUCACGGACCCUCUACCAGCUGGAGCAAGAGCAGUUCGAUAACAUCCCGGCGUUGGUCCGAUCUUACGUGGGAGACAAGAAGAUGGUGUCAGAGUCCUCCGGGGCGGUGAUCGUACGUCCCGUCAACAGGGAUCUGCCUCUCAGCGCCCUGCGCGAGAGACACAAUGCCCAACAAGCCAAUAGAGAGGCAAGGAGGACUGAGGGCAAUCUUCUCAGAAUUAAAGACCGCUUUGGGAGUCAACCGGGGAACCUAGAUGUCCUGAAGGAAAGACCCCUGCAGGGUGCCCAGUCCUGCAGCAACCUCCUCACAACUGCUUCAGGAGAAGCCUCCAUUGCUGUCCAGGAACAGACGCCGGUUCCUCUCUCACCCAUUUUUCGUACUGGAAGUGAUCCUGUCCUCCGGGUAAAAGCUGUCCCAGCCCCCACCUUGGAGCUUGAGGGUAGCAGCACCUUGCGAGGAUCAGACAGCCGGCUACACUCUAAGGCUCCCCCAAAGCCCAUACGAGCCCCUUCCAUACUGCUCCCUGAGACGUCCGAAGGAACGGACACAUAUUGGGAACUUAUCCCUAAAGCCCCUGUGAGCAUUAGGAAGCACGUGGACACUCUGAUGGUGGAGGAGAGAUGGAAAAACCGUCUUCGGGCAACAGAGACCACUUUUGGGUUUCUGGAAUGCAACAGUCCUGGAGACGCGCGUCCCAUCGAGGCGACCAUGUCUGUGCAGAGACAAUCACACAUAACCCAGGACGAAGACGAUGUCUUUGUCCGGCCGCAGAUACAGAACACUUCAUCUUACCAACCCCACAGUUUUCAGUCUGUUCUGCUCUCCCCCGAAAAUAAACCACUGGAGGCCAGUGCCCUGCGGAGGCUGAAAGAGAUCGUCAGCCACAGAGACUGCAGAGAGAGUGCCCUGCACAUCCUACGAGAGGACUGCCAGGAAAUUCGCAUUUGGGGUGUCUCUCCAGAACAGCAGAAGGCCAUGGGGGUGAAGUCAGGACUGGAACUGCUGACGUUACCGCAUGGACAGCAGCUUCGGAGGGACCUCCUAGAAAGGCACCACCUGCUCUGCCUGGGCAUAGCUGUGGACAUCUUGGGCUGCACUGGAGCUGUAACGGAGCGAGCGCAUACCGUGCACCGCAUUAUUCAACUGGCGGCUGAGCUGCGAGACUCCGCCGGAGACCUCUUUGCGUUUUCAGCGGUUAUGAAGGCCCUGAUGCUCCCGCAGGUCACACGACUGGAGCAGACGUGGCAAAUGCUUCGGCAGACGCAUACGGAGAGCGCGAUCGCGUUCCAAAAGCAGCUGAAACCGGCCCUGAGAGCACUGGACGAAGGCCUCUCCCUGCCCUCGUCUGAUCGCAUCGUGGUCCCGUACAUCCUGCCGGUGCUCAGGGCCCUAGAAGGCGAUGCCGACUGGGGGGGCCCAGUGGAGGAAGGCUGCGGGCGGCUGCUGCGAGUGCUGAAUGCCGCUCGGUCCUACACGGCCAACGCGGAGCUGCUCAGGGACAACGCGGACGCGAAGCUGAAAGGAUUUCAGCCGCAGGCCGAGCUCCGUGAAGCGUUCCAGACAGAGUUUGCGUUGAGGCUCUUUUGGGGCAGUAAAGGCGCCGCCGUGGCCCAGAAUGAAAGGUACAAGACGUUUGACAAAGUCUUGAGUGUUUUAUCUCAAAAACUUGAGCCAGAAAUUGAAGGGAAGAAGACAGGGAGCCCAGUCUACGGCAUUUACUGAAGUUGCCCGCUACACUCGCUGCCGGGCGAUCGGUAAAACGUCCGCCUCACCUCGUGACACAUUAAGCACCCGGCGCAGCCACAGCCAUCACGAACUCUCUAAUGAACAAUAUCUGCCCGAGCCGAGCAAGCAGCCCACGUCACCUGUUCUCAUCCACAGAGGGUCUAUCAGUGAUAUCACCCUCCACAGCCCGCUACCCAGUGACAUCACACCGGGCCCCCAAGCCUUUGCUCCAUGGGCCAAAAAAACAUUCAGGAUUGUAGCUUUUAGAAUGUUUAUAACAUGAUUAUUUU